Messenger RNA from Symphalangus syndactylus (siamang), 2565 nucleotides. RefSeq names its product neuromedin U receptor 1 (gene NMUR1). Gene Ontology annotation, biological process: neuropeptide signaling pathway. The record is from RefSeq and is a predicted model, not a curated record. Gene Ontology annotation, cellular component: plasma membrane. Lineage: Eukaryota; Metazoa; Chordata; Mammalia; Primates; Hylobatidae. Gene Ontology annotation, molecular function: neuromedin U receptor activity.
UCGCCCAGGCUGGAGUGCAAUGGAGUGAUCUUGGCUCACUGCAACCUCUGCCUCCCGGGUUCAAGCGAUUCUUCUGCCUCAGCCUCCUGAGUAGCUGGGAUUACAGGCGUGUGCCACUGUGUCGGGAAUUGGUGGGUUCUUGGUCUCACUGACUUCAAGAAUGAAGCCGCAGACCCUCGUGACUCCUCUCUGCCUCAAUUGCUCUGUCCUCCCUGGAGACCUGUAUGCAGGGGGUGCAAGGAGCCCCAUGGCUUGCAAUGGCAGUGCGGCCAGGGGGCACUUUGACCCUGAGGACUUGAACCUCACUGAUGAGGCACUGAGACUCAAGUACCUGGGGCCCCAGCAGACAGAGCUGUUCAUCCCCAUCUGCGCCACGUACCUGCUGAUCUUCGUGGUGGGUACUGUGGGCAAUGGGCUGACCUGUCUGGUCAUCCUGCGCCACAAGGCCAUGCGCACACCCACCAACUACUACCUCUUCAGCCUGGCUGUGUCGGACCUGCUGGUGCUGCUGGUGGGCCUGCCCCUGGAGCUCUAUGAGAUGUGGCACAACUAUCCCUUCCUGCUGGGCAUUGGUGGCUGCUAUUUCCGCACGCUGCUGUUCGAGAUGGUCUGCCUGGCCUCAGUGCUCAACGUCACUGCCCUGAGCGUGGAACGCUAUGUGGCCGUGGUGCACCCGCUCCAGGCCAGGUCCAUGGUGACGUGGGCCCACAUGCGCCGAGUGCUUGGGGCUGUCUGGGGUCUUGCCAUGCUCUGCUCUCUGCCCAACACCAGCCUGCAUGGCAUCCGGCAGCUGCACGUACCCUGCCGGGGCCCAGUGCCGGACUCAGCUGUUUGCACACUGGUCCGCCCACGGGCCCUCUACAACCUGGUAGUGCAGACCACUGCGCUGCUCUUCUUCUGCCUGCCCAUGGCCAUCAUGAGCGUGCUCUACCUGCUCAUUGGGCUGCGACUGCGGCGGGAGAGGCUGCUGCUCAUGCAGGAGGCCAAGGGCAGGGGCUCUGCAGCAGCCAGGUCCAGAUACACCUGCAGGCUCCAGCAGCGCGAUCGGGGCCGGAGACAAGUGACCAAGAUGCUGUUUGUCCUGGUUGUGGUGUUUGGCAUCUGCUGGGCCCCAUUCCACGCCGAUCGCGUCAUGUGGAGUGUCGUGUCACAGUGGACAGAGGGCCUGCACCUGGCCUUCCAGCACGUGCACAUCAUCUCCGGCAUCUUCUUCUACCUCGGCUCGGCGGCCAACCCCGUGCUCUACAGCCUCAUGUCCAGCCGCUUCCGAGAGACCUUCCAGGAGGCCCUGUGCCUCGGGGCUCGCUGCCACCGCCUCAGACCCCGCCACAGCUCCCACAGCCUCAGCAGGGUGACCACAGGCAGCACCCUGUGUGACGUGGGCUCCCUAGGCAGCAGGGUCCACCCCCUGGCUGGGAACGAUGGCCCAGAGGGGCAGCAAGAGACUGAUCCAUCCUGAGUGGAGCCUCAAAGUGGCUUCACCUGGAGGGGCCAGAGGGUCACCUGGAGCUGGGGAGACACAUCUGCCUUCCUCUGCAGGGAUGCCUUCACGUACUGUCCCUAGUUCUGCCUAGAAAUUCUGACCAGCACCUCAGUUUCCUUCAGAGGGAAACAGCAGGAGGAAGGAUCCCUGACUGCUGAGGACUCACACUGACCAGACGCCACACUGUGUGCUUCUUAUCCCUCCACUGCCACUCCCCCAGUUCAAGUCCUUCCCCUGCAGAUAUAUCACAGUUAGUUGGGGCUCAGCAGUCCUCCCUCUGGGGACUCCCUGCCACCACUGCCAGUUUCUGAAACGGUCCCACUGGGUCCUUGCUGUCCUUCCCAGUUCCUGUUUGGUUCUGGCAGGGGCCCAGGGAUCCAGGGGACCUGGUUCCAAUCUCAGCCCUGCUGUCACCACCUUGUCAUGCGCCAUCAAGCAUAUCAGUCUACCUUUCUUUUUUUUUGAGACGGAGUCUCACUCUGUCGCCCAGGCUGGAGUGCAGUGGCACAAUCUCGGCUCACUGCAAGCUCCGCCUCCCGGGUUCACGCCAUUCUCCUGCCUCAGCCUCUCCGAGUAGCUGGGACUACAGGCGCCCACCACCACGCCCGGCUAAUUUUUUUAUAUUUUUAGCAGAGAUGGGAUUUCACCGUGUUAGCCAGGAUGGUCUCGAUCUCCUGACCUCGUGAUCCGCCCGCCUCGGCCUCCCAAAGUGCUGGGAUUACAAGCGUGAGCCACCGCGCCCAGCCGGUUCUGCCGAACUUAAUGCAGUGAGAAGAGGGACAGGGACAAGUAGUCCUUGAAACUGAGACCCAUUCUGAAUCCCUGCAGGCCAAGUCAUUGCUCAGCCAGGACUCAGUUCAUGGAGGAAACUUGUCCUGCUGCAGUCCCUGAGUCUUGUCCUCCUGAGAGGAAGCCCUGGCUUCCAUGGCUGGGAGCUGGAGAAUGACCUGCGGUCGAUCUGUCUGGGUUCUCCCUGCAGACAGCUUCCUAGCUCAUGCCCAUAGCUCAUGCCCCCUGCCGAGAAAGUGGAGGACAUGGUACAGGGUUGCAGAUAAUGUUUAGUUUUAAAAAUUCAAUUAUAA